This is a messenger RNA of Mauremys reevesii (Reeves's turtle), 4540 nucleotides long. Its product is annotated as complement factor H-like. Lineage: Eukaryota; Metazoa; Chordata; Testudines; Geoemydidae. Bases 101 to 3901 code for a protein of 1266 amino acids. The transcript is spliced from 22 exons. The record is from RefSeq and is a predicted model, not a curated record.
CCGUCCACCUACUAUUGAGAAUGGAGACAUAACUACUUUCUUGGAAAAAGGAUACACAUCUGGCUCCUUUGUAGAAUUCAAAUGCCAACUAUUUUAUGCAAUGGAAGGACAGAACAGAUCUUUUUGUGACAAUGGGAAUUGGACAAAAGCACCACUUUGUUUAGAGCCAUGUGCUAUCUCAGUGGAAGAAAUGGAAAACCAGAAGGUAGAGCUGAAUGGGAGACCAAAUGAGAAUAUAUCGCAACGGGUGUACCUAAAACGUGGUGAUUUUCUUGAGCUUCGCUGCAAACCAGGAUAUGUACUUGCAACUAAUUUAUCUCAAUCUACUUUUAUGGUGCAAUGCAAUGGAAAUCCAAUUGUCUAUCCAGAAUGCAAAGCACCGUGUAGUCUCACAAAACAGCAACUGGAGACCAAAAAUCUGCUUCUGUCCAAUAGGCGAAGACAUGCACAAUUGAUUCAGAGUGAGCACACACUGGAAUUUAUGUGCAGUGAAGGAUAUAUCCUCACAAUCCCUUCAGUCAGGAAGUGUGUUAAUGGGCACAUGGACUUGCCUUCAUGUAUCUCUGAAACAGGAAAAAACUGUAGCCGUCCACCUACUAUUGAGAAUGGAGACAUAACUACUUUCUUGGAAAAAGGAUACACAUCUGGCUCCUUUGUAGAAUUCAAAUGCCAACUAUUUUAUGCAAUGGAAGGACAGAACAGAUCUUUUUGUGACAAUGGGAAUUGGACAAAAGCACCACUUUGUUUAGAGCCAUGUGCUAUCUCAGUGGAAGAAAUGGAAAACCAGAAGGUAGAGCUGAAUGGGAGACCAAAUGAGAAUAUAUCGCAACGGGUGUACCUAAAACGUGGUGAUUUUCUUGAGCUUCGCUGCAAACCAGGAUAUGAACUUGCCACUAAUUUAUCUCAAUCUACCUUUACGGUGCAAUGCAAUGGAAAUCCAAUUGUCUAUCCGGAAUGCAAAGAAAUUAGAUGCGAUCCUCCGACAGUGGCUAACGGAACCUACCACCCCAAAAAGAGUUUGUUCAGAGAAUUGGAAGCAAUCAGAGUAGACUGUAAUCAAGGAUUUCACUUUGAAACGGACAAUAAGGACAGGAGAGCAGAAUGCACAAAGAAUGGUUGGUUACCUAUUCCAAGAUGUAUCUUGAGACCCUGUGACUACCCAAAUAUAGAAAAUGGAGCAUUAACUGAAUAUUAUGAAACUUACAAAGAACGAGCCUUUCCAGCACAGUUAGGCGUGGGAAUUUACUACAGAUGUCUUGAUGGUUACGUAUCUGAAAGAGAGGAGAGGUGGCUUCUGAUCAGAUGUACUAAAGAGAGCUGGUCUCCUGCGCCAAAAUGUCUUAAAAAGUGUUCUCCUGGUCAUUUGGAAAAUGGUAGAUUUCUGUAUAGCUAUUGGAAAACCUACAAAGAAGGUGAUGAAAUUUCAUAUGUGUGUUCUCCUCAUAAUCUGGAAACCAAAGUUACAUGCACAAAGAAUGGCUGGUCACCUACUCCAACAUGUACUUCUACCAAAAUCUGUGAAAAAGUUGAGAUACAGAAUGGUUAUUUCUCUGAAAGUAAGAGCAGAUUUAAUUUAAACGAGGAAGCAACAUAUGGGUGUCAGAUUGGUUACAUGACUCCAGAAGGAAAAGUGAUGGGGAAGACACAGUGCCUUCAAGAAGGAUGGACUCCUUUACCAAAGUGCAUUAAAACAUGUGAAAAGCCUCGUUUCGAGCAUAUUAAUUUCUGCACAACUCAAAUGGUGUUUCUGCCUGAAGAAAUACUGGAAUAUGAAUGUGCGGAUGGAUACCAAACUGUAAAUAAAAUCACAACAGGUUAUACAGUGUGUGGCGUAAAUGGAUGGACUCCUGAGCCCCAGUGUCUUGCCAUAGAAUGUGAAAUGUUGACAUUGUCCAAAGGCUCAGUUUCCCCCCCGAAAGGUAAAUACGAUAAUGGAGAUGUGGUAACUUUUUCCUGUGCAAAAAGUCACAAAAGAGUGGGACCUGACUCCUCUCAAUGCUAUUACUUUGGAUGGUUCCCAGCAUCUCCGACAUGUAAAGAGGAAACCAAAGCUUGUGGAGAACCACCCAGCAUUACCAAUGGGAAUAUUAUCAGUGAACUUCAUGAGAACUAUCAGCAUGGUGACUCAGUGGAAUAUGACUGUGACCUCAGCUUUAAAAUUAUUGGAUCAAGAAAAAUAGAAUGUAUUGAUGGGGAAUGGACAUCUUUACCUUCUUGCACAGAAGAGGAAAAAACCUGUGGACUACCACCCCUUAUUACCAAAGGGAGAGCUGUCAAUAUAGACCGUCAUCAGUACAGUCAUGGAGAUACAGUGGAAUAUGAAUGUGAAAAAAACUAUGUAAUGGUUGGGCCAAAUAAAGGGAAGUGUCUUAGUGGAGAAUGGAUAUCUUUGCCUUCGUGUGCUGAUCAAUCUGCUACAUGUGAACUUCCAGACAAUUUUGAGAAUAUAAUCAUUUUACAAACUCCCACCAACAAAAAGAGCUAUAGGCACAGAGCACCUAUAAUGUACAAAUGUAAAACAGAUGGCACAAACUUUAUACAAACAACUUGUAAAUAUGGGGAAUGGACACCCAAAAUUGACUGCAUAGAAAGAAAAUGCCCACCUCCACCUCAGCUCCCGGGUGCCAUCAAGAUCACAGAGACACGAAACUAUGCGAGUGGUGAAAAAAUAGCUUUUACGUGCCUAGAGCAUUUUGAACACCAAGGAGUGAAAGAAAUAAUGUGUGAAAAUGGGAAGUGGCAAUCACCACCGCACUGUGUUGAAGAAAAAUUAUGUUUCCAGCCACCUUCCAUAGCAAAUGGUGAGAUUCUCAGUCUAGAAAAUCAGAACUUAAGACAGGAGCAAUCAGCAACAGUGACUUAUCGGAAUGGUACCAUGUUAACGUACAGUUGCAACUCUGGCUUCAUGUUACGUGGACUACCUGAGAUAAUUUGUAAGGCUGGAAGAUGGACCUCAGCUCCUACAUGUGUUGAAAUGCCAUGUACAGGUGUUCCAAAUAUUAUCAAUGCUCAGAUUGAAGACAGAGAGAAGCAUAGUUAUAAGCCUGGUGAAACAGUACGUUAUCAAUGCCAUCCUGGUUUUACCAUCAGUGGACCAUCAGAAGUUACGUGUAAAGCAGGGAAGUGGUCCACACAACCUGUAUGUAAAGAUGCAACAUGUAGCGCUCCACGUAAAGUUCCCAAUGCUGAUAUUGUAAAUGAUAAGGAGGGAAGGUAUCUGCCUGGUGAUAGAGUGCAAUAUAAAUGUAGGGAAGGAUUUGAAAGUAUGGAAUUGAAUUAUGUAAUUUGUGAAGAUGGAGAAUGGUCACAACCACCAAUUUGCAAAGAUAUGAGAUGUGGACCUGCACCAGAGAUUUCUGAUGGUAGGAUUCUAGGUGCUAGGCAGCGAAGGUAUUUUCCUGGUGAUAGAGUACUUUAUCGAUGUACACAAGGUCUGAGCCUUAUUGGGUCUCCGAUGGUAAUAUGUAAACAAGGGAAGUGGUCCCAACCACCAGAAUGCAGAGAGGCUGCUGGAAAGUGUGGGCCCCCACCUACGACUGAUAAUGGAGACACCAUUGUCUUUGCACAGCCAGUAUAUGAAUCAGGUUCAAGAGUGGAAUAUAGAUGCAAAAGUUUACACAUAAUGAGCGGAUCUCAAUAUGUUCACUGCGAGUCUGGCCAAUGGACAAACCCACCAGUUUGCUUAGAGCCAUGUAUAGCAUCCCUAGAAGAGAUGGAGAAAAAUAAUAUUGAGCUGAAAUGGAGGGGGACCACUAAAUUGUAUACAGAAAGUGGAGAUGUUAUUGAAUUUAACUGUAAAAGGGGAUAUGAAAGGGAUCCAACAUCUUCUGCCUUUAGAGUACAGUGUAUGGAGGGGAAAUUAGCAUAUCCUAAAUGUAAGAGAAGAGGUACUUCAGGAUGAAUAAAAAGAAGAAUCAAACAGAUAAUUUUAACUCUGAUCUGAGGAUCAAAAUCCAUUGACCAAUUAUUUGUAAUGUUCACAUAUUAUGUCCUUUGUCAGUAUUUUAGCUUAAAUUGAUUAUAUGUAUCAGUUCAAUACCUUUUUUAUCAUUGUUAACAAUGGUUUAAAAUAUACAAUCAUAAAAUAGUAGCAACAGAUGGGCAAAUAAAUUCAAAUUCAGAUCAAACUACAGCUUUUUAUGAUAUUUGGAAAAAGAAACUUUAAGGGGAAUUGUACAUAUCUGCACAUCCUGAAUUACACACUUCUUGCUCGCUGAAACAGAAAGCAGCAGUAUUUCCCUCUGGCCCAAAUCAGGAACUCCAGGAAGUCUCAUUAGAAACAUUAAUCUUGAGAGAUUUUUAGCCUAAUCACCACAUCAGAAAGUUUGGGAUAUGCAUGGAGGCUUUUUUGGAGUUCUGCCCAUCACUAUUAGCUGUUGGUGAUCAUUCUUCCAAAUGUUUUAGGCCAUGCAACCAAAAAAUGAUCCUGUCAUUUAGCACAGUUGUACUGAAAACAUUGACUUCUCUGGUUAAAGUUGAAAUUCAUAGCGUCUUUAAUUUUAAAAGGGAAAAAUAAUUAAGAUUUGUAUGAUUAAUUUAC